Molecule: messenger RNA, 3020 nt
Organism: Scophthalmus maximus (turbot)
Lineage: Eukaryota; Metazoa; Chordata; Actinopteri; Pleuronectiformes; Scophthalmidae
Gene: cpeb3
Product: cytoplasmic polyadenylation element binding protein 3
Exons: 13
Coding region: 399-2480 (693 amino acids)
Biological process (GO): negative regulation of cytoplasmic translation
Cellular component (GO): cytoplasm; neuron projection; synapse
Molecular function (GO): mRNA regulatory element binding translation repressor activity; translation factor activity, RNA binding; ribosome binding
Source: RefSeq, a predicted model, not a curated record
CCCCCCCCCCAACAGAUGUGCCAAAGGGGGGUGGGGGGGACCGCGGCGUCUCGGAAAUACAAGCCACCAUGAAGAUGCGCGUAUGGCUGCAGAACACUUCCAAUGGUGCAGCCAAGACGGAACAUAAGGCUCACGUUUUGUCGCCCAAGCCACUGCAGCGUGAGGAACUACAACUCCCGGCAGCCUCCUCGGCAUCGUCCAUGCACCGCAGUCAAUCAGCUGUUGAGGCAACUGCUGACUAUCUCGGCACAAGGGUAGCUCCGUUUGUCACAUCUGAACCCAGGCGAGGCAAACAGAAAUAACUUUAUUCACAGAGUCUCAAAAAGGUGAACGAUAAAGCUCCGGAGUUCCUGCGUGGAAGGGAAAAACGAGACGUGGCGAGAUCUGCUCAGCAAACCAUGCAGGAUGAUCUACUGAUGGACAAAAACAAAGCCCGGCCUCACCAUCAGCAAGAUCCGACGCAAGUAGACCCUCCUCCCUCCACCCCGACCCCGUCGUCGGAGCCCACUUCUUCUCCAUCGGCGCUGGAGAGCCCGUCGACCGGGAGCAACCAAGCGGCUUCAGCGCUGAGCGUCAGCAGCAGCAGCAGCAGCAGCAGCAGCAGGGACAAAGUGCCGAUGGAAUCGCCGAUCCUGCCCGGGUUGAGCUUCCACCACCAGCCGCAGGAGACCGGCGGGCCCCUGUCCUCCCCGUCCUCCUCUUUCGGGAGCACUUGGUCCACGGGAACCACAAGCGCCGUGGACGAUAGCUUUUUCCAGGGAGUACCCUCGGUGAACGGGACGAUGCUUUUCCAGAACUUCCCCCACCAUGUCAACCCGGUCUUCGGUGGUAAUUUCUCCCCGCAGAUCGGCCUGGCUCCCCAGUCUCAGCAGCAUCAACAGCAAGCCCCGCCGCCGCCGCAGCAGCAGCAGCAGCAGCAGCCGCAGCAGCAGCAGCAGCAGCAGCAGCAGCAGCAGCCCCAGCACAGGAGGUCCCCUGUCAGCCCCAGCCAAGGCCCCUUCCCCCAGAGAAACGCAUAUCAGACUAUCAUGAAUAACAGCAAGGGGUCGUCUUCACCUGCCUCAUCGUCCGCUUGGAAUAAUCAGCAAAACGCCGCCUGGAGCACAGCCUCCAACCCCUGGAGCGGGCUGCAGGCGGGCAGGGACCCGCGCAGAGCGGUGGGCGUCGGGGUCGGAGUCGGGAUGCCGUCACCCUUGAACCCCAUCUCCCCCAUGAAAAAGCCCUACAGCAGCAACGUUAUAGCACCCCCCAAAUUCCCGAGACCUGGUCCCCUCAACCCCAAACCCUGGAUGGAGGACAGCGCCUUCAGGACUGACAACAGCAACAACAUACUCCCUUUCCAGGACCGGAAUCGGCCCUUUGAUGCUUUUAGCUUGCACUCUUUGGAGAAUUCCUUAAUGGAUAUGAUAAGGACUGACCAUGACAAAGGUAAACCACACCCUGCCGGUGGCCCACCAAUGACUAUCGCUGAUAUUAUAUGGAGGAAUCAUUUUGCAGGACGUAUGGGCCUCAACUUCCAUCAUCCUGGAGCAGACCACAUAAUGCCGUUGAACACCCGGAGCUAUGGCCGCAGAAGAGGUCGUUCCUGCCUUUUCCCCUUUGAAGACGGUUUCCUCGACGACGGCCAUGGCGACCCCUCCUUGACCUCGGGCCUGAACUCACCUACUCGCUGUCAGAACGGAGAGAGGAUGGAGCGCUACUCCAGGAAGGUCUUUGUUGGAGGCCUUCCGCCUGACAUAGAUGAAGAUGAAAUCACCAACAGUUUCCGUCGCUACGGGCACUUGGUGGUGGACUGGCCCCACAAAGCUGAGAGCAAAUCCUACUUCCCACCCAAAGGCUAUGCUUUCCUGCUGUUCCAAGAGGAGACCUCUGUUCAGGCCUUAAUUGACGCCUGCAUCGAGGAGGAUGGCAAGCUCUACCUGUGUGUGUCCAGUCCUACCAUCAAAGACAAACCGGUCCAGAUCCGUCCCUGGAACCUGAGCGACAGCGACUUUGUCAUGGACGGCUCACAGCCACUGGACCCCCGUAAGACCAUCUUUGUAGGAGGAGUGCCGCGGCCCCUGCGUGCAGUGGAGCUGGCUAUGAUCAUGGACCGGCUGUACGGGGGCGUCUGCUACGCCGGCAUCGACACCGACCCUGAGCUCAAGUACCCGAAGGGAGCCGGCCGCGUCGCCUUCUCCAAUCAGCAGAGCUACAUCGCUGCCAUCAGUGCUCGCUUCGUUCAGCUGCAGCACAAUGACAUCGACAAGAGGGUGGAGGUGAAGCCAUACGUCCUGGACGACCAGAUGUGCGACGAGUGCCAGGGGGCACGCUGUGGGGGGAAGUUCGCCCCCUUCUUCUGUGCCAACGUCACCUGCCUGCAGUACUACUGUGAGUACUGCUGGGCCAGCAUCCACUCGCGAGCCGGCCGCGAAUUUCACAAGCCACUGGUGAAGGAAGGGGGCGACCGCCCUCGACACGUGUCCUUCCGCUGGAGCUGAGGGGGGGUCAUGAGUUGGCCCUGCCCCCAGUGAACCCACACCUGACCCCUGCUAUCCCACAGCCCAGGAGAGUACUGCAACCUCCCCCCGACACACACACACACGCGCACACACACACACACACACACACACACACACACACACACACACACACACACACACAGCCCCAAGUACUCCACCCUGCUCCGUACUAACACCUCAUGAAAAAAAAGGAUACCAUCAAACACACCGGACUGUCUUCACGCCGCACGGCUCUGAACUCAUGUGUUCGUCUAGUGUUCCCCUCUGAUGAAGCAUUGUGGGGAAAUGAAAUGCAAAAAUUUAUCAGCUUAUCAGAAUUUGCACUUUGGCUCAAUUUCUCACCAAACACACACACAGACACACAAACAAACAGGAUGGUAUGAUAGACCCCCGUCAACUCUCAGUCCCCUGUUCUGUUGCCUGGGUGGUGCGGUACGUCCUUUUGGACCCCCCCUUACCGAGACAGAGGUGGGGCCAUACAAAUAUAUUUUUUUUAAGUAAACACUUUUUGUUUUGUAU